CUCCCCCGCCCCGCUGUGCUGGGUGCGCCGCAGGCUGCUGCUCUCUGGGCCUGCUCCCCCCUCGCCUGCGAGGCGACCCUCGGUGCGCCCCGGGUUCAAAGGCCCCGCGCUACAGCUCCAGCCCCUCCGGGGGGCGGGGAGGCGAAGGGGGUGGUGCGGGAGCCAGAAAAGCUGGAGCCCACAGCCGGCCAGCCCUGCGCAGGGAUGGGCAGCUUGCUCUGAAGUUUGUGACCGCCGCAGCCAACUCCUGGACGGAGCCGGGACGCAGCGAGCUAGCUGCCGGCCUCGAACCCCCACAGCUGGAGGACGAGGCCCGCUGUGUCCUGCUCGAGCGCCCUUCCGCAGCCACAGGCGUCUGUCCUCCUGGCCCGGUGCUCCCACGCCUGAUCGGGGUUCAUGGAGCUGGGGCUGUGGCUCCUUUUCGGGUUCACAGUAACCUCCGCCGCAGGAUUGGUGCCUCGCCCCCAGCCUGGAGAUGCUGGCAGGAGCGGGGUACCCCGGGCCGCCCCUGCAGCCGGAUCUGAGGGGGACAUUGAGGAGACUGUGGCCGCGAAAGCAGCACAAGAUCCAAGCCCCGGAAGCCCUGGGCAGGAGCAGGCGGCCGAGGGGGCCCCUGUGCGCGGCCGAGCCCGGCGCUGCACAUGCUUCACCUACAAGGACAAGGAGUGCGUCUACUACUGUCACCUGGACAUAAUUUGGAUCAAUACCCCCGAGCGGACCGUGCCUUAUGGACUGUCCAACUACAGAGGAAACUCCCGUGGCAGAAGGUCCGCAGGGCUGUUUCUGCAGAGCCCCCAGCGCCUGAAGUGGACACCACGCUGUGCUUGUGUGCAGGGUGAUGACAGGGCCUGUGUGCUCUUCUGCGCCCGAACUCUGGCUGUUGGCAGGUAUUCAGGGGCAGCAGAAAAACUGGACCAAGAAGAAUUGACGGCCAGCGGUGCCGACGGAGGCCAGCGUCCAAGGAGGUUGAAGUCAAGGGCAGACAGAGCAAGUAGGCAUUAGACCUCCACCAUCCAAUGCCUGCCUGGCAGUGGUCCUCCCUGCGCCGCCCGCCCACUGCCCCAGACUCUCAGGAGCCCCUUGGGAGAGGAGGCCGCAGCAUCCUGUGUUAGGAAGGCCUCAGCUUUGCUCCAACACAGUUCACAUUCCCACAUCUUUGAAGACAAAGAAUGAGUUCUGCCUGGGGGAGAAAACCCACCCAAAGGGUCCUCACCUAAGAGUUCAUCCCUGCACCAAGAAUGCCCCAAACCAAAAGGCUGGGGUUCCCCUAAUGGGGAAAAUGAUCGCAGAUGUGCCCUGGGGCCUGUUGCCUGAGGCUCGGGUUUCAUGCAGGAAAUUGGUUCGGGAGAGGUACAGCACGUUGCAAAGCCAGUUGCUGGCUUUCAACUAGAGUUUUCGACUAGACAUUUGCGAACUCCUUGCAAACGUAAACACGUGUCCAACUUGAAUCGCUGCUGCGAGCGGAAGCAUGCUGACCGCGGGAUCCUAAUGGAUCAUAGGUGCGACGUGGGCUAGUGUGGGCCGCCAGGCAGCGGCGGCAUUAGACAUGGACUCCAGCUGUACAGGAGUUGAUGAGCUUGAGGAUAUAGACAGAAAGUUUCAGCUGUGCUUGGUACCCACCGGAAGAAUGUAUCUCAAAAAAAAAAAAAAAAGAAACCUUGAUGUUUGUGACAAGAAAAUGAGAAAAUUCCUAGCUGUGGGUCUUCUUGAGCUCGGAGACAGGCAGCAGCCUGCCUGCACUUGUCCAGCUGACUAACGUUCUGAGCCCCCCGCAGACGGCCACUUCCCUGCACCAAACGCCUUGUCCCCAUGAAGCCGCUGGAAAGGCAGCCCCAGCUCAAGGCUAUGAGGAGGAAUCUCAUAUUUGGUUUCGUGAAUAAAUGUGGAUCUUUGGGGGAAUGGCUUCAAAAUAAGCCACACACGCGAAGUCUUUGUAAAUUAUGUAAAUUUCUAUUUAUCUGUAUAAAUGGCAACAACUGGGAAUUGUAAUGACUGACGGUUCACGGUCGCUUUCAGCUGCGCUCUUACAGCCAUGCUGAAAUGACUGUGAGUGUCAAAGGGUGAUGCGGCCUGUGAGGUCAUCGUGGGGGAGAGGCCACUCACCUCCUCACCUCCAUCCCCCCACCCUUCCCCGAUGCCAGAGAAAUGGGAACCAGCAUUUGAGUGCGAGCAAGGUCACGAUGUGGGGAAAUUUAAGAUGGUGAAUGACAGCGCUGGCCUUGACUAAAUGUUAAAGUCCCUGUAUUUCAUAAGUUAUUCCAGGUAUAAAAGUGAAUAUCAACCCCAAAGAAACGGAAGGGAUUUGCUGGCAGAAUCGUGUGCAGUUUAGAGAAGCGAUUAUUUAUUGCAAAACUAUUCUCUCCUCCAACUCCUUUAUGUGGCUCUGUUAAAAGUAAAGCACUGUAUGUAGGGAGUUUUUUUAAAUUGGGUCCCAAAUCCAAGCUUGUAUUCCUCAGAGCUUGAAUUACAUUUUUAAAACGCAUAUGCACGGCUGGGCUCAGUGGCAAGAUGAUAUCUCGGUGAGAAAUCCAGAUGCUAACACUCAGAAAAUACUAACUGUCAAAUGCAUA
Molecule: messenger RNA, 2570 nt
Organism: Hipposideros armiger (great roundleaf bat)
Lineage: Eukaryota; Metazoa; Chordata; Mammalia; Chiroptera; Hipposideridae
Gene: EDN3
Product: endothelin 3
Exons: 5
Coding region: 397-1002 (201 amino acids)
Biological process (GO): intracellular calcium ion homeostasis; regulation of vasoconstriction; vein smooth muscle contraction
Cellular component (GO): extracellular region
Molecular function (GO): hormone activity; endothelin B receptor binding
Source: RefSeq, a predicted model, not a curated record